UCGGCCCGCCGGCCCGCUGCCGCUGCCCCGGCCCGCGCUGACCCCCGGGACCCCCUGGCUUGGGCCCGGACUUUUCGCGGAGAAAUCGCAACUGGCGGCGGGGCCCGCGGUCCGGUACCGGUCUCUGGUCAAAGGAGUCCGUUCCACCAGUGCUGCUUCUUGCUGCUUCCAAGUGCUGCUCUCCUGCUGCACGUUUCUCUCAGCGUGCCCCCGUGCUGCCUCCAGCUCUUGAUCAAUCCAGAUCAGAAGAAGAUUCAAAGUUUUAUAUAGGAGUUCAAGGAUGUUCUUAUUUUACCACUAUUGAUGUUUUCCCUAGCAUUUAUUCCUAAUUUUUAAAGUGUACAGUAUCAUUCGAACUCUAGAUUUGAUGCUGCACGCAUUUAUCAAAACUGUGCUGAUAUAAGAAGCUGCCAUGGAUGCCCUUGUAGAAGACGAUAUCUGCAUUCUCAACCAUGAAAAAGCUCAAAAGCGAGAUUCAGAGAAUCCUAUUUCAAUAUUUUCCGGAGAUGAGUCGGUAGCUUCCCACUUUGCUCUUGUCACCGCAUAUGAGGACAUCAAAAAGCGACUAAAGGAGACUGAGAAGGAGAAUUCCUUCUUGAAGAAAAGAUUAAGAAUUUUAGAAGAAAAGCUCAUUGGAACUCGGCUAGACGAAGAAACAAGUUCUGUGGGACGGGAGCAAGUAAACAAGGCGUAUCAUGCUUACAGAGAAGUCUGCAUUGAAAGAGAUACUCUGAAAAGCAAAUUGGAUAAAGCGAACAAGGAGAACUCUGAAUCUGUGAAAGCGUUGAAUGAGCAGUUGCAGUCUCAAGAAGUAGAGCUGCUCCAGCUUCGGACCGAAGUGGAGACACAACAAGUGAUGAGGAAUCUAAAUCGACCUCCAUCUAACUGGGAGGCGGAAAAGUUGAGCAGUGAUCUGAAAAUCCGUGACUUGGAACAAGAUGUGGAGCUGAUGAGGAAGGAAUGCAAUAAUCUCAAAAAAGAACUUAAGAAAUCCAAACAGAAGGACCUGUCUCAGGAAAUCAAUCUCAAUAACAGGGACUUCCAAAGACCCAGCAUUCAGAGUGAUGAUAUGCAGUAUGCGUACUGGGAGCUGAAGAAAGAAAUGUCUAAUUUACAUCUGGUGACUCAAGUGCAAGCUGAACUACUCAGAAAACUGAAAACCCCAACUGCAAUCAAGAAAGCUUAUGCUCCGGUGCAGUGUGUUGAAGACUUGGCAAAGGACUGCACAAAAUUGCAUCUGACUGCUUAUACCGCAUCCUACAAAAAACACGCGUACUGUUUCCCAAAUGACCCGGCUCUCUGCAAUGCCACAGUUCUUCCCGUGCCCGGAGAAAUAAAGAUCUUAUCGGAAAGGGAAAGUCUCCAAUCUUGGACAGAAAAUGAAAGACGUUUUCUUGGUGGAGACACAAACUUUCAGGAGCACAAUUCCUAUGGCAAGAGUUCUUUAGAAGAUAAUUCCUGGGUGUUUCCAAGUCCUCCCAAGUCUAGCGAUACAAUAUUUGGAGAAAUCAAAUCACCUUCACCCAAUCUCCCAAUGAACUGCCUAGACCAGCAAAAUCAAAAUUGCCUUUUCAAGAGUUAAACUAUUCAGAAGAGUGUUGUGAGCUUGUGGCGAUUUAAGUAUCUGACAGUUGGAUAAGCCAAGAAAUAGCAAGCCUCAAAUGGGUUUGGGUUAAGGGAGUGCUCAAAGUUUAUCUUCCAUUCCAUAACUACACUAAAUUUUCAACACACUUAAACGUUUGUUAAGCGGUGACUAUUAUUCCUAGAAAUUUUUGGCCAAAAUAACGUUGCUAAUUCCACACAGAUUCAGUACUUGAGAAAUUUUCAUGUUUCUGAACAACUCUACCUUUGAAUGGAAGGACGGCUGUAGCUUCAGGCACUUCAGGUAAAGAAUGGGAUUAGAACCAACUUUCGAUUACUAAUUCGCUCUGAUGGGUAUGUGGAAUUACCUAUUAAAUUCAUACCAUUUAAAAGUAUGAAUUGCCAGCGUUAGAAGUGGAUAAAUUCUAUUUCCUUGAGUGGCUGUAGGAAGAACAAGUUUAUAGGGAUCCAAUUUCUUCUUGCUACUCCACCUUAAAUAUGAAAAGUGAAAUCGCUAUGUAGAACACAAUGGUGAUUACUACUGAUUUGUAAUAAAUCAGCUUUAAUUAUUUAAGGGCACCCUAGCAUCUCUGUUCCUGAAGCUUCCUGAAGCCUUAAUUGAAAAACAAGAUAGAUCUGUUUCACACUGGCGUGUGGCGAUUGAUUGGAUGAUAUAGUUGGUUUAAGUGAAAAAAUCCAAAAGCAUCUUUAAUCUGAUUAAAUGGCGCAUGUGCAUACUCACACGUUUACUUAACUGGCGUAGCUUAAUUUUCCGAAGAACAACUUUCUUUUUUAGCAGAGCAGUUUUAAAAUGUAAAAUCUUAAAAUGUAUGAGGAUUAUUUCAAAUGUACAAAUAAAUCUGUAUCGUUGCUGCCAUACUGAGGUGCCCAGCUAUCCAGAAAUCCAUCUGCUUCGUGGUAAGUGCAAGAAGGGGAAGUGGGACUUAAUAGCUAGCUACUAAAAAGAAUAUGGAAGUAACAGAUCGGGCCAUCAACGAGUAAGCAGUACUCACGUAAUGUGAGCGGUACCUGGCAAGGCACCUUUUUCCCGGUGAUGAGUUGUUUCCUGAGAGGAUGCCUGUAACCUUUCCAGUAUCAGAGAUACAAUUUUGUACAUCUUGAACUUACGGAGAGUCCUGCGAAUCUCUUCUACUGUAUUAGUAGUCAACAGCAUACAUAUAUAAUGCCUUCAGUUCACCACAUAUUGCUUGCGUCUUUCUAUUAUCUUGCUCACGUCUACCGCCUUGUCUGUGAUUAAUGGAAAUGGUCUCGGAUGCUGGAAUUUAUUCUGACCAAUGAGCACAGCUGACUCAAGGGAGUCCAAUCUCUUGCAAAGUAAUAGAACAAAACCAAUAUGCAUAAAACAAAUCCAAGUCCCUAGGCUUUAGCUGAGAGAACCAACUACCUGUGUAAUAACAAAGCAGAAGAAACUAUUUCUCAUGUGACUGCAUAGACCGUAUAUUGUAUCUUAUCUCUAAUGUAGCUUACUUUUUCUCCCUUUGGUAACCAAGAUUGAUCUUUUUUUUUUCUUUAAAAGAAAAUAAGCCCAAAGUAAUGAACUGUUAUAUCUGGCACUGGCUUGGUUAGCAUUCUGUACAAUGCAAAGAAAUCCUAUUUAUGAUUAAAAUAAAUUAUUUUUGUGUGUAAUAGGA
Ornithorhynchus anatinus (platypus) is the source of this 3233-nucleotide messenger RNA. It is a transcript of the gene AZI2, whose product is annotated as 5-azacytidine induced 2. NCBI's taxonomy places the organism in Eukaryota, Metazoa, Chordata, Mammalia, Monotremata, Ornithorhynchidae. The record is from RefSeq and is a predicted model, not a curated record. The coding region runs from base 413 to 1582 and encodes 389 amino acids. The transcript has 11 exons. Gene Ontology annotation, biological process: canonical NF-kappaB signal transduction. Gene Ontology annotation, cellular component: cytoplasm.